Chiroxiphia lanceolata (lance-tailed manakin) is the source of this 5577-nucleotide messenger RNA. RefSeq names its product chromodomain-helicase-DNA-binding protein 1-like. Gene Ontology annotation, molecular function: ATP-dependent chromatin remodeler activity; DNA binding; chromatin binding. Lineage: Eukaryota; Metazoa; Chordata; Aves; Passeriformes; Pipridae. The transcript is spliced from 37 exons. Gene Ontology annotation, biological process: nucleosome organization; regulation of transcription by RNA polymerase II. The record is from RefSeq and is a predicted model, not a curated record. The coding region runs from base 1 to 5577 and encodes 1858 amino acids. Gene Ontology annotation, cellular component: nucleus; chromatin.
AUGCGGGUCGCGCCACCACCAGAGGGCCGUUUUAGGGGGCGGGAGGUGAACUCGCGAGAGGUGCAAGAGUUUACAUUUGUCUUCAUUGAACUUCAAGGGGAUGAAACCAGGCUCUUCAGAGAUGAGCCUAAGGGUGGUAAGCCAGAGUUAGGGAUGAAAUCAGCAGCCCAGCUGAAGUGCAUGUACACUAAUGUAUGCAAUAUGGAUAACAAACAAGAGGAACUGGAAGCCAUCAUGCAGCAGGAAAGCUAUGAUGUAAUCGCCAUCACGGAAACCUACCAGUCGGAUAAUGAUUCUGGGUCAGCAUCAGCUUCUGGAUCUGGUUCAAGUUCUGGAAGCAGUAGUGAUGGAAGUAGCAGUCAAUCAGGUAGCAGUGACUCUGAAUCUAGUUCAGAGUCUGACACAUCUAGAGAGAAGAAACAAGUUCAAGCUAAACCACCACCAAAAGUUGAUGGAUCUGAGUUUUGGAAGUCCAGUCCAAGUAUCCUUGCUGUGCAGAGAUCAACAGUGCUCAAGAAGCAACAACAGCAGAAGGCACCCUCAUCAGACAGUGGUUCAGAAGAGGAUUCGUCGAACAGUGAAGACUCUGCAGAUGACUCUUCCAGUGAAGCCAAGAAGAAAAAACAUAGAGAUGAAGACUGGCAAAUGUCUGGGUCAGGGUCAGUGUCAGGAACUAGUUCCGAUUCUGAAUCAGAUGAAGAUAGAGAGAAAAGCAGUUGUGAAGAUAGUGAAUCUGACUAUGAGCCAAAAAACAAGGUCAAAAGCCGGAAACCUCCAAACAGAAUUGAGCCAAAAAGCAGCAAAAAGAUUGCAGGACAGAAAAAGAGGCAGCUUGAUUCAUCGGAUGAUGAUGACUACGACAAGAGAGUAUCUCGUCGCCAGGCAACAGUCAAUGUUAGUUACAAAGAAGCUGAAGAAACCAAGACAGAUUCUGAUGACUUGUUGGAAGUUUGUGGAGAAGAUGUCCCACAGACUGAAGAAGAUGAAUUUGAAACUAUAGAGAAGUUUAUGAAUAGUCGAAUUGGCCGAAAAGGAGCUACUGGUGCUGCAACCACCAUCUAUGCAGUUGAGGCAGAUGGUGACCCAAAUACGGGGUUUGAAAAGUCAAAGGAGCUAGGAGAAAUGCAGUAUCUUAUUAAAUGGAAAGGCUGGUCGCACAUCCAUAAUACAUGGGAAACUGAGGAAACACUGAAACAACAAAAUGUUAAAGGAAUGAAGAAACUAGACAACUAUAAGAAAAAGGAUCAGGAAACAAAACGCUGGUUGAAAAAUGCUUCUCCAGAAGAUGUGGAAUAUUAUAACUGCCAGCAGGAACUUACAGAUGAUCUACAUAAACAGUAUCAAAUAGUGGAGAGGAUAAUUGCUCAUUCAAAUCAGAAAUCAGCAGCUGGUUAUCCAGAUUACUAUUGCAAAUGGCAAGGUCUGCCUUACUCAGAAUGUAGCUGGGAAGACGGUGCUCUCAUUGCCAAAAAAUUUCAGGCAUGUAUUGAUGAGUAUUUUAGCAGAAACCAAUCCAAGACCACUCCAUUUAAGGACUUCAAGAUUUUAAAACAGAGACCGAGGUUUGUUGCGCUAAAGAAGCAACCAUCUUAUAUUGGAGGACAUGAAGGUUUAGAGUUAAGAGAUUAUCAGUUAAAUGGACUGAACUGGCUUGCUCACUCAUGGUGCAAAGGGAAUAGUUGUAUUCUUGCAGAUGAAAUGGGUCUGGGUAAAACAAUACAAACGAUUUCUUUUCUGAACUACCUGUUUCACGAACAUCAACUGUAUGGACCUUUCUUGCUAGUCGUGCCACUUUCUACCUUGACAUCUUGGCAAAGAGAAAUUCAAACUUGGGCUCCUCAGAUGAAUGCUGUGGUUUACUUAGGAGAUAUAACUAGCAGAAAUACGAUAAGAACUCAUGAAUGGAUGCAUCCACAGACCAAGCGAUUAAAAUUUAAUAUACUUCUAACAACUUAUGAAAUUUUGCUGAAGGAUAAGUCAUUCCUUGGUGGUCUGAAUUGGAUAUUUAUAGGAGUUGAUGAAGCUCAUCGUUUAAAAAAUGAUGAUUCCCUUCUGUACAAGACUUUAAUAGACUUUAAGUCUAAUCAUCGUCUUCUUAUUACUGGAACCCCUCUGCAAAACUCCCUUAAAGAACUUUGGUCUUUGCUGCACUUCAUCAUGCCAGAAAAGUUUUCUUCCUGGGAAGUUUUUGAAGAGGAGCAUGGCAAAGGGAGAGAGUUUGGUUAUGCAAGUCUUCACAAAGAACUUGAACCAUUUUUACUUAGAAGAGUUAAAAAAGAUGUAGAAAAGUCUUUACCUGCUAAGGUUGAACAAAUUUUGAGGAUGGAAAUGAGUGCAUUGCAGAAGCAAUAUUACAAGUGGAUUUUAACCAGGAAUUAUAAAGCCCUGAGUAAAGGUUCAAAAGGCAGUACCUCAGGCUUUUUGAACAUUAUGAUGGAACUCAAGAAGUGUUGUAACCAUUGCUACCUCAUUAAACCACCGGAUGAUAAUGAAUUCUAUAAUAGACAGGAGGCCUUACAGCAUUUAAUACGUAGCAGUGGGAAACUAAUCCUUCUUGACAAGCUACUAAUUCGCCUACGAGAACGUGGCAACAGAGUACUGAUUUUCUCUCAGAUGGUGAGGAUGCUAGACAUCCUAGCAGAGUAUUUGAAGUAUCGUCAGUUUCCCUUUCAGAGACUUGAUGGAUCAAUAAAAGGGGAAUUGAGGAAACAAGCAUUGGAUCAUUUUAAUGCAGAAGGCUCAGAGGACUUCUGCUUUUUGCUGUCUACCAGAGCUGGAGGAUUAGGUAUAAAUUUGGCAUCUGCUGACACUGUAGUUAUAUUUGAUUCUGAUUGGAAUCCACAGAAUGAUCUGCAGGCGCAGGCUAGAGCUCAUAGGAUUGGACAGAAGAAACAGGUUAAUAUUUAUCGACUAGUCACAAAAGGAUCAGUAGAAGAAGAUAUUCUUGAAAGAGCCAAGAAAAAGAUGGUGUUAGAUCACUUAGUAAUUCAGAGAAUGGAUACUACAGGGAAAACCGUACUACAUACAGGCUCUACUCCCUCCAGCUCAACACCUUUUAAUAAGGAAGAGUUGUCAGCAAUUUUGAAGUUCGGUGCUGAGGAACUUUUUAAAGAACCUGAAGGGGAAGAAGAGGAGCCUCAGGAAAUGGAUAUAGAUGAAAUCCUGAAGAGGGCUGAAACUCGAGAAAAUGAACCAGGCCCGCUGACUGUAGGAGAUGAGUUGCUUUCACAGUUCAAGGUGGCUAACUUUUCCAAUAUGGAUGAAGAUGACAUUGAGUUGGAACCAGAACAAAAUUUAAGAAACUGGGAAGAAAUCAUUCCAGAAGUCCAGCGACGACAAAUAGAAGAGGAGGAAAGACAAAAAGAGCUUGAAAAAAUAUAUAUGCUCCCAAGGAUGAGAAACUGUGCAAAACAGAUCAGCUUUAAUGGAAGUGAAGGGAAACGCAGUAGGAGGAGAAGAUAUUCUGGAUCUGAUAGUGACUCAGUCUCAGAAAGAAAAAGACCAAAAAAACGUGGAAGACCUCGAACUAUUCCUCGAGAAAAUAUUAAAGGAUUUAGCGAUGCAGAGAUUAGGAGGUUUAUCAAGAGUUACAAGAAAUUCGGUGGCCCACUUGAAAGGUUAGAUGCUAUAGCUAGAGAUGCUGAGCUAGUUGAUAAAUCUGAGAUGGACCUUAGACGUCUGGGAGAACUUGUACAUAAUGGAUGCAUUAAGUCUUUAAAGGACAAUUCCUUUGGACAAGAAAGAGCAGGAGGUAGAUUUGGGAAAGUUAAAGGCCCAACAUUUCGAAUAUCAGGAGUGCAGGUGAAUGCAAAGCUAGUCAUUUCUCAUGAAGAAGAGUUGGCACCGUUGCACAAAUCCAUUCCUGCAGAUCCAGAAGAAAGGAAAAGAUAUGUCAUCCCAUGCCACACCAAGGCAGCUCAUUUUGAUAUAGAUUGGGGUAAGGAAGAUGAUUCCAAUCUGUUAAUAGGUAUCUAUGAAUAUGGCUAUGGCAGCUGGGAAAUGAUAAAAAUGGAUCCUGAUCUCAGUUUGACACAGAAGAUUUUACCUGAUGAUCCAGAUAAGAAACCCCAGGCCAAACAGUUGCAGACCCGUGCAGAUUACCUCAUUAAAUUACUGAAUAAAGACCUUGCAAGAAAAGAAGUGCAAAGACUUACUGGUGCAGGCAAUUCAAAGAGGAAGAAAACAAGAAGUAGGAAUAGAACAACAAAAGCUGCAAAAAUUAAAGAAGAAAUAAAAAGUGACUCCUCAUCACCACCCUCAGAAAACUCUGAUGAAGAUGAUGAGUAUAAUGAGGAUAAGAUUGUUUCAGUGAAACGUCCACAUAAAAAAAUUAAAGCAAAAGAAGAAAAUGAAGAAAAGCCUGAGUCAGAUAUUGGUAUAAAGAAGGAAGCUGAAGAAAAAAGAGAGACGAGAGAAAAAGAAAACAAGAGGAAUCUGAAAAGGGAGAAAAAAGAAAAAGAGGAUAAGAAAGAAUUUAAAAAUAUUAAAGAAAAGAGAGAAAACAAAGUAAAAGAAUCCAUACAGAAAGAAAAAGAAGUAAAGGAAGAAAAGGUAAAUGAAAUCAAAUCUGAAAAUAAAGAAAAAAAUAAAAAAGUUUCAUUGUUGGAUAUUCCAGUUCAUAUUACUGCAACUAGUGAACCAGUUCCAAUAUCAGAUGAAUCUGAAGAACUGGAUCAGAAGACAUUCAGUGUGUGCAAAGAAAGAAUGAGACCUGUCAAAGCAGCAUUGAAACAAUUGGAUAGACCAGAGAAAGGCCUUUCUGAAAGGGAACAGCUGGAGCAUACUAGACAGUGCCUAAUCAAAAUUGGGGACCACAUUACUGAAUGUCUAAAGGAGUACACAAAUCCUGAACAAAUUAAACAGUGGAGAAAAAACUUGUGGAUUUUUGUCUCUAAGUUUACAGAAUUUGAUGCCAGAAAGCUGCACAAGCUGUAUAAACAUGCAAUCAAAAAACGCCAAGAAUCUCAGCACAGUGACCAGAAUAUUAGCAACAACGUGAAUACACAUGUAAUUAGAAAUCCAGAUGUUGAAAGACUGAAGGAGAAUACAAACCAUGAUGACAGUAGCAGGGACAGUUCUUCUGACAGAUAUUUGUCACAGUACCAUGAUCAUCAUAAGGACAGGUAUCAGGGAGAUGCUUAUAAGAAAAGUGACUCAAGGAAAAGGUCCUAUUCAGGUUUCAGCAAUGGAAAAGACCACAGAGACUGGGAUCACUAUAAACAAGACAGCAGAUACUAUAGUGAUAGUAAACAUAGAAAGCUGGAUGACCACAGGAGCAGAGAUCACAGGUCAAACCUGGAAGGAAGUUUAAAAGACAGUCGGCCUCAUUCAGAUCACCGUUCCCAUUCAGACCACAGGAUACAUUCAGAUCACCGUUUCACUUCAGAGUACAGCCAUCAUAAAUCUUCCAGAGAUUAUAGGUACCACUCAGACUGGCAAAUGGACCACAGAGCUUCUGGUAGUGGCCCAAGGUCACCAUUAGAUCAGAGGUCUCCUUAUGGUUCAAGAUCUCCAUUUGAACACUCAUCAGAUCACAAAAGUACACCUGAACAUACAUGGAAUAGCUGGAAAACAUAA